This is a messenger RNA of Camarhynchus parvulus, 1807 nucleotides long. It is a transcript of the gene FAM163B, whose product is annotated as family with sequence similarity 163 member B. Bases 276 to 920 code for a protein of 214 amino acids. The record is from RefSeq and is a predicted model, not a curated record. Lineage: Eukaryota; Metazoa; Chordata; Aves; Passeriformes; Thraupidae. The transcript is spliced from 3 exons.
AGCCGCCGGCCCGGCCAUGUGCCGACAGGGGUGGCUGCUGCCGGCUGCCUGCUCCGCUGCCGCCCGCCUCCUCCUCAGCCUCCUUCCUGCCGCUUGUUUUUAAUACAUUAUUUUUUUAUCGUUAUUUCAUUUUUAAGAUUUUUUUUUUUGUUAGAAACGUUUAUUUUGGUAUUGAUGCUCUCCGAGCCGGAGACUUCGGGAGACGCGGUCCUCACCUGAGCGAGCCGGCCCCAUUCAUUCCCCCGUGUGAAGGCUGUUAAUGGAGAAGAGGGCGGAUGACAGCCGGGACCGUGGUCAUCACAGGUGGAAUUUUAGCGACUGUCAUUUUACUCUGUAUCAUCGCCGUCCUCUGCUACUGUAGGCUCCAGUACUACUGCUGCAAGAAGGAUGAAUCCGAGGAGGACGAGGAGGAGCCCGACUUCGCCGUGCACUCGCACAUCCCUCCGCUGCACUGCAACCGCAACGUAGUGCUGACCAACGGCCCCUCGCUCUACUCCUCAUCCCCCUUCACCAAAAAAGCAGCCCAGAGCCGGCCCAGCUGCCCCAGCUGCACUCCCUACGAGCCCCCAACCUCCUUCCUCCAAGAACCCCCCACUUCCUUCCUCCAGGAGCCCCCCACAUCCUUCCUCCAGGAGCCCCCAACCUCCUUCCUCCAAGAGCCCCCAACUUCCUUCCUCCAAGAGCCCACCACAUCUUUCCUCCAGGAGCCCCCCAGCUCCUUCCUGCAGGAGCCCCCCACCUUCUUCCUGCAGGAGCCCCCCGAGGAUCUGCACAACGGGGGGGACAGGGUGAGCUACAAGACGGUGAGCCAGGAGGAUCUGGCGCUGCCCGUGUCCAACCUGCAGGCGCUCAACCCCAACCGGCUCUCGGCCAUGCGGGAGGCGUUCUCCCGCAGCCGCAGCAUCAGCACCGAUGUCUGAGGUGCCGCCACCCCACCCAGCCCCGGGGCAUUUGGACAGCAGCGGGGAGGACUGGUUGGAGUUCGUGGAGGAGUUUUGAAUAGGGAAAAAGCAAGCAAACAAACAAAAAAAAAAAAAAUGAAGUGAAUGUAUUUCGGGCUGGCGGUAUAAGGGGGAGCAGAGCAACCCCAAGUGAGGAGUGUGGGGGCGCAGCUGGAAUGAGAGGCUUUCCCAGCUCUGCAGAGUUUGCUUUUUUCUUUUAUAAAGAGGAUUUUGAUAUUGAGCAUCCUUUUCUAUGGAGGAGUUGCCCCUCCUCACCGUCUGGCCAGGGGUGAUGAGCAAAUGAUGGGGCUCAUGGGUGGCUGAAAACGGCUGAAAACGUACUGCAGGUCAGCAGCAGCUGCUGGCGUGACCUGGAGGCCCCAGGAUACACUCAGCCACCCCAAAAUAUCACUGCCAACCCUUCUGCCAGCCUGUGCUGUGCUGCUCCCUGCUGCAGCCAUGGAGAUGGCUGUGGCUGUGAGCCCUGCACCAUCCCCAGCCCAUCCCACUGCUCCAGCCAGGUGUUAAUCCCAGGUGCCAGGCACUAAUCCCAGGUGCCAGGCACAAUCCCAGGUGCCAGGCACUAAUCCCAGGUGCCAGGCACAAUCCUCUCAGGGUUAGGAUGGUGGCUGGGCCUGUCCCUGGAGCCCCCCAGAGUGAUCUCAAGGACCCCCUGAAGGAGCUGGGCUCGAGAUGUAAAACCUCUGCAUUACUCAGAGAUGGAAAUCACACACAGCACACCUUGGGAUGGAGGAAUAUCCCUGUGGAUAAUCAAUAUCUCUGCUCCAAGUGAUGCCACACACAGCUUCUGGCUGAGGGCUCCAUGGCACAGGGGUCACUGUGUGUGUGUCCACCCCUUGCAUGCA